UGAAGUACAUGUUGUCACACCUUCUUCGGCAAGACAGCCUGGCACGACCGACGCCACCAGCCAUUCUCGCUGGCCCAAGUCUCGUCAACACAACGCCGUCCCAUGCACCAGCUCCAGCAUGUUACAACUGCGCCGUGGGCCAUGCCAAUUGUGCUGCUGCGACUUACACAGCGAAGGCGCGCAACUGGUCCGUUUCUGUCACCUCUGGAGUCGCUUUCAAUCUCCUGGCAAUGCAUUCAAGACGUUGUUCGCAGCCAUGUUCAUGCUAUCGAGUGGUUGAAGGUUUCAUCCAACGUUUUUGCCCACGCAAGUGCGAGUACGACGUCUCGAGAAGCAUGCAAUACGACCAUGCGUGUCCUUGACAACCCAACGAUUCAUGCGGAGAAGCCAAAGAUGGGACUUGGCGUCUCUACCGCCGCGGAUGUAGGUAGCCCAUGCCAUGGCAUGUCGACAUGCCAAUCCCGCACGAGAAAACUGAGUUUUGAAUUUUGACCAAUCAAACGACAUGGCGCGAAAAAGGGGAUUUCGAAAUCGGGAGGCCGCCGCCUUAGGAUGAUCGCAUGCUUGUACACCAAGCACAAGACGCAGAAGAAGAAGACGUACCAUGAUGGCCAUGUCGUCCGAUCUUCGACGAAGAUUACACUCCAGAAUGACCAAGGAAUGACCAUCGACUCGAUGCCGCAGACGGACACUGAGUGGACUCGUAAUUUCCCGCACUUCGACUUUCCCAAGUUCCUCGUGGACAUUGACGAGGACGCAUACUCCGACAACCACGUCCCUGGAACCGGCACUCCACAUGUGACGGCACCCGAGACUUCGGGCAGCAGCUGUGGAAGGACAGGGAGUAAUCUGGUAAAGUAUGUCCCUCAGCGAAGCAAGUUUCAACCGCCCAAACGAAAGCACGAAAUUGAGUACGACGCUCCAAGCACAAGCAAAAACGCAGCUGACUUUACACGGACCUUCUCAUUUAACAAGUCGAACAUCACAAGUACCCCAUCGGCGCCAAAGGUCGGACAUCUUACACCGUCGCCAACAAUUCGUGCACCCGCAGCAACCCCCCAAGUUACUCCGCCUGCUAUCAUGUCAAAGAAGUGUCGAUACGAGAAGAACGUCGACGACGCGCCGUGUCCAGAAGUUGUGAAGAAUGGUAUCGCUCGUGUCGUCGAACGAUGUGCACCAAGCGAUAUCGCGAGCGAACUGUCGAACUUCGUCGGCUGCGAAUGGCCAGACUUGCCGAAACCAGUUUGUCGAACUUAUGAUGAAGUUAGACGAUUGUUGGGAUGUCCCGAGCCCAAGUGAUUCCGUCGCGGAGGGUCAAGACUGCAAGAAAGACGACGUUUAUUUAAUAGAUAGUACAAUGCCUUAAAGCGUUGGUAAAAUGGAUAAGAAGAUCCAAGAACCUACUUGUGCCGCGCUGGGUGAGGAUCAUUUUUUGCGAUAAGCAGCUCCACCGAGUCCUUGGACUGUGUAAUCAAAUGCUUCGACAAUCCAGCCUUCUCGUUGUCUGGAAUCGGCGAGUACCCUUGCUGGAACAGGAGAAAGUUUUGACGCAGGCGAAUGGCGAUGUAGAUAAUGAGCACGACCACGAGCACAAGGACCACUUCGGCCGCCACCAUCUUGCCGCCUGACACGAG
Messenger RNA from Aphanomyces invadans, 1634 nucleotides. RefSeq lists its product as hypothetical. The transcript has 4 exons. The record is from RefSeq and is a predicted model, not a curated record. Lineage: Eukaryota; Oomycota; Saprolegniomycetes; Saprolegniales; Verrucalvaceae. Bases 553 to 1299 code for a protein of 248 amino acids.